AUGGAUAUCAAUUCAAUAAUAGAUAAAUACCUAACAUCAUGGUAUCCAACUUCAAUACCCACAACAACAACUUCAAUAAGUUAUAUAAAUCCAACAUAUAUAGAAGGUUUAAAAUUAACUGCAUUACAAUUACAACAAGAAUUGGCUACACAAACUAAUUCAAUAUCAUUAUAUUUUUUAUCAAGAAAUGCAAGAGCUGCUGCUGCUUCUUAUACAAUUUUAAGUAAUCAACAACUUUUGGCUAGUAUUACUGAUACUUAUGAAACUUCUUUUGAAACUACUGCAGCAGUUUCUGAACCAUUGACUGAAUUUGUUAUAACUGCCACUGAAACUAUAUCUAGUCAAACUUCAACUUUAACAAGUUCAAUAAAUUUAUCACAUAUAACUGAUGAAAUGAUAAAUUCAACAUUAUUAUUAAAAAAAUUAGAAUGGGAUUCAAACUUAUAUGCCAUAAAUAUAUCAGUACCAUUUAAUUUAUUAUUUACCAUUUUUUUCAUACUAUUAUUAUUAAGUUUCAUCAUAAUUGCUUGUUUAAGAAGUAAAUCAAAAUAUUUUUCAAUUUGUAUGAGUGCUGGUUGUUUAUUAGAAGCGGUUGGGUAUAUAUGCAGAUCAAUUGCUCAUUAUAAUUGGUCAAAUCCAAAUUUAUUCGUACUACAAAUUAUUUGCUUAACUGUUUCACCUACAUUUAUAAUGGCAUCAAUAUAUUAUUUUUUAUCACAACUAAUAGUAGUUUAUGGUUCCAAUUUUUCACUACUAAAACCUAGUUUUAUAUCUUGGAUUUUCAUAUGUUUCGAUUUAAUUAGUUUGUGUACUCAAGCUUGUGGAGGGAUAAUUGCAGCUAUAGCAUUGAAAAAUUUCCAAAAUACUGCUGUGGGGACUUUUAUAAUGGUUGCAGGAAUUGGGUUUCAAGUUUUAUCUAUGACUUUAUUCCUAACUUUUGUUUUGAAUUUCUUGAGGAGAAUUUAUUUUGUUUCAGAUUCCAGGAGAUUUAAUUUAACAGAAUUUUUUGCAUUAUUAUUCAACACCAAAAAUGGAGUUAAAAUACGACAAGAAAACAAAUUAGAAGCAAGAUAUGAUUCAAGGUAUCAAGAAUUAAGAAAUAGAAAAUAUUUCAAUUAUAUGCCAUUAAUUAUAUUAAUUUCAUCAAUUUGCAUAUAUAUUAGAUGCAUAUAUAGAGUAAUCGAAUUAAGUGAAGGAUGGAGAGGAUUUUUAAUUACUCAUGAACCAUUUUUAUUAACAUUAGAUGGAUUAAUGGUAUUUUGCAGUUGUUUAAUAUUUGUCCCAUUCCAUCCUAUGUUAAUAUUAGGUAAAACUUUCAAUAUUUCAAUUAAGAAAAGUUUGUCAAUUAAUGAAAAAUCUCAUGAAGAUAAUGGAAGUUUUAUAUCCUAUAAUUAUAAUGAAUUUGAUGAUGAUAGUAGUAUUAAAAAAUUUAGUGAUAUUUCAAAUAUUGACAAGAAUGAGGUCCAUUCUUCUAGUACGUUGUCUUCUGGUACUACUUUUAAUAGUAUAUCAUUACCAAUUAAAGCUCAAAUUCCACAAGAAAAUGGAAAUAAUAAUCAAAAUCUACAAUAUAAUCCUUAUGACAAUUAUCAUACCAAUAAUAAUCAACAACAUCAGAAUUUCAAUCCUUACAAUAGUAGAGACAAAACUUACAACAUUAACAAUGUUGACCAACCAAUGACCAAUUCAAUUAGUUUAACUUCAAGCAAUAGUAAUAUAACAAACAAGAACUCUUACAAUCAUUAUAAAGAAUCAGACUACAUCAACAAUACCAAAAAUCAUACAAUGAAUACUUCAAAUAGUAGAAAUUCAAAUUCAAGCUCAAAUAACACAUCGACCAAAAAUUCAUCUGAUCAAUCAAAAACAUAUUCCAAUCCAUAUUUAACACCAACAAGAUUUGCUCAUUAUAAUGGAAAUAAUUCAUCUACAACUACAAACAAUACUCCAAGAUCAGACACUACGAACAGUACUCCAAGAUCAAACAAUCAUGACUUUGAAUUUAAUACUUAUAAUCGACAACGUUAA
Messenger RNA from Lodderomyces jiufengensis, 2025 nucleotides. RefSeq lists its product as uncharacterized. The record is from RefSeq and is a predicted model, not a curated record. Bases 1 to 2025 code for a protein of 674 amino acids. Gene Ontology annotation, cellular component: plasma membrane; fungal-type vacuole. NCBI's taxonomy places the organism in Eukaryota, Fungi, Ascomycota, Pichiomycetes, Serinales, Debaryomycetaceae. The transcript has a single exon.